Molecule: messenger RNA, 717 nt
Organism: Necator americanus (New World hookworm)
Lineage: Eukaryota; Metazoa; Nematoda; Chromadorea; Rhabditida; Ancylostomatidae
Exons: 3
Coding region: 1-717 (238 amino acids)
Source: RefSeq, a predicted model, not a curated record
AUGCUCAUCGCGUUGUUCGCUCUUCUUGCUCUUUGCUACGCCUCACCAAUGCUUAGGGACCCAUUUGACGUUCCUUCAACUUCCGAUUUGAAGCGAACCUCUCUCCUUCCGGCAGAUUCACUCUCUGCUUUCCUCGAAAACUCAAACCCGGAAAAUACUUUCCACAUGGAUAUGGACGGAGUAGCAGCCGCAUCCACGAAAAAGACUGAGAAGAUGCCUAUGCAGAAACGUCUCAAAGAGCGCCUUUUUGAUGAGGACAGACCAAUCCCUGAUGUUCUUCCUGAGGAACCGCUCAACUUGGAGUUCCUCCAACCUCAACCAGGAGUUGCCCCCAAAUUGACAGGAUCCUCUGCCACUGCUGAGGUGGAUUCUAGCACUCCCAUUGAUUUCGAGUACUUCAAUUUUGGUGAAGGAGCGGGGCCUGUGGUUAACCCUGCUGGCACAUAUCUUGAAGGCGGAAACUUUGAAAAGAUUCGUGCUCCGAAGUGCAGUAUUUCUGGAUGCACAGGACCGCUUCCGAAUGACGGUAGCUUCUCUGUUGAUGCACCAUCAUCAUCUGGAAAAGCAUGCCAACAAACGUUCGUCCCAUUGAGCGGUUGCACCGACAACAAAGGCUAUCCGAUGGGCAUGUUGUGUUCGAUCUGUUGCGAAUGUUCAGCUAGUUUUAUUAGAGAAAUGAAGAAGACGCAUGGAUUCAAGAUUGGUUACAGCCCAUAG